UCUAAUCCCAUUGCAGACCCAGGUUAGGGGAGAAACAAGUAAUGGAAAUGGUUCAAAGGAAAAUAGAGGAAGAUGGUGACAUUCACUGCAGAGAGGAUCUAAGGAUAUAGAAGUGAUGUGGGAGUAAAACCCAGAAGAUGGCAGUAGUGCAACAUCGUUGGAUGCAGGCUGCCUUUAAAAAUGGAAGAAGAAGAAGAAGGAAUUCUAUUGUGGACCGCUUAUCGGAGGAGCAUCUGUGGUAACUACAGGCACAAGCAGAAAUACCCUCUCCUCAUGCAGCACUGGAAAAUACAAUAACAACGCACCUAUUCUGCCUCCACAUUCCUACAAUGAACUGUGGAAAAUAAAAAAAUUGUUUUUCUGGUGGAGACAGCUGACAGAGAGAAUAAUGGCCGGCGGUUCUGAGAGUAAACAAGAAGAAGGAGCACUUGGCAACCUAAUUGUUCAUUUCCAGAGCUACUUGCAUGGAGGAACCUCCAGCUUGCUGUCUACCCUUCCCACCCUUAUCGUCUUUCCUGUCUAUAAGACUGUUUUUCGUCAACAAAUCCACAACACCUCAGUUCACAAGGCACUGGCACAGCUCUAUAGAGAGGGCCCUGUGAAGCUCUAUAGGGGUGUGGCUCCACCGUUAGUGAUGAGGACGCUGAACGGCACACUGCUCUUUGGCCUCCAGGAUACCCUCCUCCGACAGCUCCCUCUGUCAUCCCAGAAUGUCAUCUCUGCCAAGGCCCUUCCUGCUCUGGCAGGGUUUGGGGCAGGUGUUGUAGAAGCCGUGGUUUUUACGCCCUUUGAGCGCGUUCAGAAUGUGCUGCAGAACAGCCAGAAUGACAGUCGUCUACCCUCGUUCAAGAGCGUCCUUCUAAGGCUAAAGGCAGAGGGGAUAGCUUUAGGCUACUACAGAGCCUUCCUGCCCAUUGCAGCCCGCAACGCCUUCGGCAGCUCCCUCUACUUUGGACUGAAGGGGCCUGUGUGUGUUGCUGUGGCGGAGCAUGGGGUCUCACCAAUGGCCUCCUCUUUCAUCUCAGGAACAGUGAUAUCAGUGGCAGUCAGCUUGACUCUGUACCCACUCUCUGUGCUUGUGGCAAACAUGCAGUCACAAGUAGGUGGGGACGUUAAAGGGGUCAUAGCAUGCUGGGCUCUGCUCUGGAAAUCUCGUAAUCGGAGUUUGGCGUUACUGUAUCGAGGAGGUUCCAUGGUUAUCCUGAGGUCGUGCAUCACUUGGGGACUCACCACUGCCAUUUAUGACAGGCAGGAGAAACGAUCAGGCUGAAGAUACGUGCUCCAGACAUUUUUAUCCACAAAAGUGUAUUCAAUUUUGAUAUUGUUCACAGGAGACAUUUUGACUUAUAACUGCAAGAAAAAAAUGUAUUGAUAAGCCUUUAUAGUGUGGGAGUGAACUACCACAAGCCAUUCCGGUACUCUGAAACCAUAACUUUAACAAUUAUUCGAUAUAUUACUUCCACCUGCGCUUCUCUGAUGUUUACUGCAGUGAGUGAAGAAAAUGCAGUCAUACUAACAAGCUAAUUUUCUGUGUCAAAAUGUGCUACCAAGCUGACAGCACCACUGCUAAGACUUCUGGUCUCAGAGAUGGGUUUGAAUAGUUCUCCUUUGAUGAAGUUGUCAGUCACAUAUGCUUUGAAUUUUUAUUGUUUUGUAAGGAAAGAAAUUUUGCUUAAGACUCAGAAAACAAGAAAUGCUGUAAGCCAGCCAGGCUUAAAGAACAGAUGCCAUAAUAUAGUCAGAAACACAGAUUAGUUUUCUACUACCUGAGAAUUAGGAUUAUCUCAAUACUCAUCACGUUGGUUGCUUUGUGCACUGCCGGUAAUGUCAUCACACAGCCACAAUGUAGUUCUGUAGGGGCAGUCUUAGAUUUUUGGGGCCUAAAGCAGAAUUGGAUUUGGGGCCCAUCAACCACCCACUUCAGCGCAGCCACAAUUAUCCAUGAAUUGUCCAUGUUUGAUCAUUUGUCAUAUACAUAUAUAUAAUCAUGCCUUUCUAGUGUAGUGGAAAGAAAUAAACCAAGUUAACUUUUGUAAAUUCAAAACAGCUGACUGUUCAUACUGCUUUUAAAAUGUGCAGAAUGGCAGAAAAGUAUAUUAAUUCAUAAACAUACCUUUAUCCCAAUU
This is a messenger RNA of Neolamprologus brichardi, 2126 nucleotides long. Its product is annotated as solute carrier family 25 member 53-like. The record is from RefSeq and is a predicted model, not a curated record. Lineage: Eukaryota; Metazoa; Chordata; Actinopteri; Cichliformes; Cichlidae. Gene Ontology annotation, cellular component: mitochondrion. Gene Ontology annotation, molecular function: NAD transmembrane transporter activity.